This is a messenger RNA of Sesamum indicum (sesame), 3175 nucleotides long. It is a transcript of the gene GL2, whose product is annotated as HD-ZIP IV family of homeobox-leucine zipper protein with lipid-binding START domain-containing protein. Gene Ontology annotation, molecular function: DNA-binding transcription factor activity, RNA polymerase II-specific; DNA binding; lipid binding. The record is from RefSeq and is a predicted model, not a curated record. NCBI's taxonomy places the organism in Eukaryota, Viridiplantae, Streptophyta, Magnoliopsida, Lamiales, Pedaliaceae. Gene Ontology annotation, biological process: regulation of DNA-templated transcription.
AUAUAGUAAAAACAACGCAGGCUGCAUGCCCUAAUUACACAAAAUUGAAAAUUCAGUUCCCCUAUUUGUUUGAUAUCCUUAAUGAUGAGAGCCCACCACUUCACACUUCACUGCCCCUGUCGUCAUUACACGCAUACGCACGAGUUCAUAUAUAAUAUUAAUAAAAAUAUUAAAUUACAGAAACGGAUCAAAAAUUGGCGAUGUUGUAGUCGACAGACAUGUCGAAUCUCCACCCCAGAGAUUUUCUCCCACCCUCUCCAGCUCUCUCCCUCUCUCUCGCUGGUAUUUUCCGGGAGGAAUUAGCAGGCGGAGGAGGGCGGAGCGAGGAGGCGGUGGAUAUAAGCAGCAGCGAUAAUUCGGGGGCGGGGAAGUACUCGCGCGGCUCCGACGAUGAUUAUGAGAUGUUGGCGGCGGAGGGAGAGCAGCAACGGCACAAUGUUGAUGAUGGUGGUGAUGAGGAGGAGGAGGAGGGUGUCGACGUCGACGGGAAGAAGAAGAAGAAGAGGAAGAAGUAUCACAGGCACACACCGGAGCAGAUUAGAGAGAUGGAGGCGUUAUUUAAAGAGUCUCCACAUCCAGAUGAGAAGCAAAGGCUGCAGCUGAGCAGGCAAUUAGGGCUACAUCCUAGGCAAGUUAAAUUCUGGUUUCAAAAUCGUCGAACCCAAAUCAAGGCUAUACAAGAGCGCCAUGAAAACUCUCUACUCAAGGCAGAAAUCGACAAACUCCGCAACGAAAACAGGGCUUUCAGAGACAACAUUAAGAAGUCAUCUUGUCCGAACUGUGGAUUUGCUGCCUCUUGCAAGGAUGCCAUUACAGGCAGCACUGAAGAGCAAAAACUCAGAAUCGAAAACGCUAAACUCAAAGCUGAGCUUGAAAAACUCAGAUCAAUUGUCGGAAAAUACCCAUAUGGAUCAUCACCACAGAACAGCUCGUCGUUCUCUCCAGGAAAUGACCAAGAAAACAGGGGCUCUUUGGAGUUCUGCACAGGCAGUUUUGGCCUGGAGAAGUCGCGUAUAAUGGAUGCUGUGAGCCGGGCGAGGGAUGAAUUGAUAAAGAUGGCUGCUCAGGGUGGACCGUUGUGGAUUAGAAGCUAUGAGACAGGGCGUGAAAUACUUAACUAUGAUGAGUAUGUGAAGGAGUUUUGUGCUGAAGAUUCUAACAGACUGCAGCCGAAGAAAUGUAUAGAGGCGUCGAGAGAGAGUGGGAUCAUCUUUGUCGAUCUUCCAUGCCUCGUCCAGAGUUUCAUGGACGCGAAUCAAUGGAAAGAGUUGUUUCCUGGCUUGAUCUCAAAGGCAGCUACAGUAGAUGUUAUCUGCAAUGGAGAAGGUGCAAACAGAGAUGGUGCUGUUCACCUGAUGUUUGCAGAGGUCCAAAUGCUGACACCGAUGGUGGCCUCCAGAGAACUGUAUUUUGUUCGAUACUGCAAACAGUUGAGUGCAAAUCAAUGGGCAAUUGCUGAUGUUUCUGUCAACAACGUUGAAGAUAAUAUAGACGCAUCUCUUCAGAAAUGCAGAAAGCGUCCUUCCGGUUGCCUCAUUGAGGAUAAAUCCAAUGGCCACUGUAAGGUGACUUGGGUAGAGCACUUGGAAUGCCAGAAAAGCACCGUCCACUCUCUAUAUCGUGCCAUAGUUAACAGCGGUCUGGCCUUUGGUGCUAAGCGCUGGAUUUCCACAUUGCAACAGCAGUGCGAGCGACUUGUGUUCCUUGUGGCUACAAAUGUUCCAACCAAGGAUUCAAGUGGUGUUGCCACACUUGCUGGGAGGAAAAGCAUUCUGAAGUUGGCACACAGAAUGACCUGGAGCUUUUGCAGAGCACUGGGAGGAUCCAGCCAUAACUCAUGGAACAAGAUCACCAGUAAAACUGGAGAGGAAAUCAGGGUGGCUUCUAGGAAGAACCUUAAUGACACUGGAGAACCACUUGGUACAAUCUUGUCUGCCGUUUCUUGUGUGUGGUUGCCUGUCUCUCACCAUGUCCUCUUUGACUUCCUAAGAGAUGGGAACCGAAGAAACGAGUGGGAUAUCAUGUUCAACGGAAGCAGAGUACAAUCGAUUGCAAAAUUGGCUAAAGGGCAAGAUCGAGGAAACACAGUUUCUGCACUGGCCAUGACUACAGAUGAACACAAAAUGUGGCUACUCCAAGAUAGUUCCACAAACGCCUAUGAAUCAAUGGUGGUUUACGGCCCUGUGGACAUCAACGGCAUGCAGUCAGUGAUGACAGGUUGUGACUCUAGCAACAUUGCAGUUUUACCUUCUGGUUUCUCAAUUCUUCCUGAUGGGAUCGAAUCUAGGCCGUUGGUGAUAACUUCUAGGCCGGCGGAGAAGUGCACAGAAGGAGGAUCCUUGCUUACCGUUGUCUUUCAAAUACUCAUUAGCAACUCUCCAACAGCAAAACUUUCCAUGGAUUCUGUAGACUCAGUUAACACCCUCAUAUCUUGCACAUUGCAGAGCAUAAAGAGAAGUUUGCAAUGUGAAGAUGAUGACACUUUCAUUUAGUCAUUCUUGACAUACAGUAGCAUCAAACAUUCUUUUCCUAAUAAAUAGCUAGAAAGAGGGUAGAUGAUCUAUUAUUUUUCUUUGCCAUAUUGUUAUCUGACAUGGAGAACUUAGAAAAUUAGUAAAGAAUGUCAAAUGACAUAAUUAAAUUGUAUUUUUUAUGCACAUUGACAAUAAUUUAUAGAAAUAUUAGUGUGUAGUUUGAUCUUAUAACAUCUUUUAUAUACUUGUUCAGAUGCCAAGAUUUUUACAAGAUUUCACAUGCAGAUAACUCUGUUGCCAUCAAGAAUUCAAUGACAGGAGACCAAAUAUUUGAAGAUAAAAGAAAGAAACAUAGUAAUGAAUCAUCAUUUUCCUCAAAAGCCAUCACAUAUCAAUUUUCAGUCGGCAAGAAUUUAUCUGAAUAUGGCUUCCCAGAGCAUCUCAAGCCAACAUUUCAAAGCAAAAAAGCAUCAAAACAACAUGCGACCAAUGUAAUCAAGAACAAAACCCACAUACAUCAAUGAUUCUUGCAGCCUCAAACCAUAAUAACAUCAAAUUAACUACAACUGUUAUUACACAAUCCACACAAGAAAUGUAAAUGAGCUUCAAAUUCUAAGUACCAAAACAACAACCCGACAUCCCUUUUCCUUCCCUUCAACUCUCCGACUCCAAAGGAAUUCCAAGCUCCUGCGGAGGCGCCG